AAAAAAAAAACGUUGACGAUAUGGACGUCGACGAAUACAGGAGGAGAGGUAAAGAAAUGGUGGACUAUAUAGCAGACUAUCUUCAAACCAUCAGGUUACGUAACGUCUUCCCUGACGUCCAGCCUGGAUAUAUGCAAGAUCUGAUUCCCCAGGAAGCACCUAUAGACGGGGAAAACUGGGAAGAUAUAUUCAAAGACAUUGAAAGAGUGAUAAUGCCAGGGAUAACUCACUGGCAAAGCCCUCAUAUGCACGCCUAUUUUCCUGCUCUGAAUUCCUGUCCGUCGUUGCUAGGCGACAUGCUAGCGGACGCCAUUGGUUGCCUGGGAUUUACCUGGGCUUCCAGUCCCGCGUGCACAGAAUUAGAAGUCAUAGUGAUGGACUGGUUAGCCAAAGCGAUUGGUUUACCGGCAUGUUUCCUUCAUAACUCACCAGGCAGCCGAGGUGGCGGCGUUCUGCAGGGCACUGCCAGUGAAGCUACUCUUAUCGCCAUGUUGGCAGCUAGAACAGACGCCAUUGCUAGAAUCAAGGAGGAUUGUGGGAACCCUCAAGAAUUUGACGAGGGCGCUGUUAUAUCACGACUGGUGGUAUACUGCUCUGACCAGGCACAUUCCUCAGUGGAGAAAGCUUGUUUAAUUGCCAUGGUCAAAAUACACACUAUUCCCAGUGAUGCUAAUUUAAGCUUGAGAGGCGAUGCGCUACAAAAAGCCAUCGACGAAGACAAACAGAAAGGAUUGGUACCCUUCUAUCUCUGUGCAACUCUGGGGACCACUGGCGCCUGCGCAUUCGAUGACAUGGCCGAACUCGGUCCAAUUUGCGAGAAAGAGAAGAUCUGGAUGCAUAUUGACGCAGCGUAUGCUGGGACGGCUUUCCUCUGUCCCGAGUAUCGCGGUUAUCUGAAAGGCGUCGAGUACGCUGGAUCAUUUGCAUUCAACCCCAGCAAGUGGCUGAUGGUACACUUCGAUUGUACCGCUAUGUGGGUGAAAAAUAGUGCUUCCCUUCACCGUACGUUUAACGUGAACCCACUGUACCUAAAACACGAUAAAACAGGCCUCGCAAUUGAUUACAUGCAUUGGCAGAUACCACUUAGCAGACGAUUCAGAGCGUUGAAAUUGUGGUUCGUUAUCAGAUCGUUUGGAAUCAAAGGUCUUCAAAGUCACGUGCGCAAGGGUAUACGCUUGGCAAAGUUGUUUGAAGGAUUGGUGAGACGUGAACCAGGAUUCGAGGUAGCAGCAGAGAGAAUUCUGGGAUUAGUGGUCUUCAGAUUAAACGGACCCAAUGAGUUGAAUGAACAUCUUCUGAGCGCUCUGAACCAUACCGGUAAAAUCUACGUCGUACCGGCCUCACUCAAGGGCAAAUACGUCAUUCGUUUCACUGUGACGUCACGCUCCACCACCGAAGACGAUAUCCGACUAGACUGGAAUCUGAUCCGCCAGAAAGCCCGAGACGUGCGAGUGAAGUUUGCCGAAUGCGGGAUCGGACAGCCAAUGGAAAAUGGCCAUAGUGUUACUCGCAACCAACACGAUGACGACGAUGACGACGACUGUGGGGAGGGCCACCACGGUGGAAUGCCGAACGCGAGUGACGCAACAGUUCGAAAAUAUGACAUCGUCACCAAAAACGAUGACGUCAAUGUACGGGCUAGUUUCCAGAAAGAGCAAGACGAAAAUUCCCCAAGCCUGGAUUUUUUCGUCAAUAGUGAUUAUUUUGUUGAGAAUGGCGACAAGGGCGAGUUUGGCAGUGUUGUAAAAUACCGCAAAUGCGACAGAAACGGAAAGGCAAUCCGUGACCCGUCCUUAGAAUUAGACGACACAGAGGGCGCUACGGGGUGCCUCGGUAAAGGCGCCGACAAACCGGCCUUAGGAUACUGCGGGGUUCUGAAAAUCUGUCAGCACGUCAACAUAAUGGAGGAGAAACAGAACGAGAAGUUGGGCGGGGUGUACGUACGCGCAAACUGUUGCGAAUGCAACACGAACGUUUUGAGCGGGAAGGAGAAAAAACGGCUCACAAAGGAGGCUUCUCUCAAUGGUCAGCGUAAAUAAAUCGCCUCAGUGAUCAGUGUUAAUACCCCGUAGAGGGCGGCAUAUAGCGCUGUGUUCUAGGCGGGGUUAUGUUAUGCUGUAUUUGUCAUUCCUUACCGUGGGACGUUUUUUUAUUUGCCUGAUUCGAAACAGUGUAGACUUGCAGUCACGUGAGGUGGUGUUUAAAACGUCCAUUCUUCCACUAUCAGUGUCUUAGUAGUCAGGGUGCGUAGAGCGCAUGCGUUGACGUCAUGCGCAACAUAAUGCGCAGUGUGAAAACAUGCGCCAACUAUAAUGGGCGACAAUAUUUAUUUUCAAAUUGCAUUUUGUGUGUAAUGUUCACAAUGUUUGACAUGAUAUACACAUUAUCAUAGUUCUUUCAUUGUCCCAACACAACUGAAAUAACUGUGUAUCCGAACAAAGAUGUUUCGAUCUCCCCAGAGUAUAUGUAUUAUAUUUUUAACCUGUAUAAGAAAUGUUGUAUUUUUGAAUUGAGAGUCGUGAAAUUCAAAUUAUGAUUUAUUUGUCUAGAUCGUCCGUUCUGGGUGACGUUUGCAGAAAUUACAACGAAAAAAUACAACGAAAAAUACAACGAAAAAAACCAAAAAAACAUGGGUUUAAGAAUUCUACGUCGUCGUCGUUCUAUCUAGAUGUUUUCCCGCCUAAACUGUGGUUGAGUUGUAGUUCGCCACUUUGUUAGUAGCUAAUAAAUGAGUAUAUUCACUCGGGCUUCGUAAAAAUGUAUAUAUUUGGAUAGUUUGUGACAAAUUGACCAACAUCCCCAGUUGCGGUGGCUGAAAACUAUAAUUGCCCUGGUUUAUGUUGACGUCGCCCAGACCGACAAAAUUAGACUGUACAGCAAAUAUUAGACAAUUGCAUGUUUGAGGGCGCUGUUGUACCCGGCGCCAUGUUUAAUCUUGCGUAUUUUUAUCUGAAAAUGUAUAAAUUAUGUAGAUAUUGUAUCUCAAUUCCAUUUACAAACGAGUUCGUCAGCACUCUACUGCGCAUGUCAUUAUUACAGACUCUCCAAUCACGCCGAGUCAGAGUAUGACAUCAUGUAGUAAGAAAAUGAAACGCGAUUGCACAGAGCGCAUGCGUUGACGUCAUGCGCAACAUGAUGCGCAGUGUGAAAACAUGCGCCACAUAUUAUGCGCAGUGCACAUAAUAAACGACUCGUAUUGUUGAAAUAAUUUUAGGAAACAGAAAAUGAGACAGAUAUUCUAUCCACUCAAUGAGGAAGUAAAAAAUGAAUAUUUGAAGAGAAAUUUUAAUUAUAUCGAAUUCAAGUGUGACUUUUUUGUUUGAUUCAGAGUGUUUAAAAUGAGACAAAUUACCCAAUAUACCAGAAUGAAUCAUAUUUACCGUUUGUUGUGUACAAUGCAUGCAAAACGGUAUAUGUGCAAUAUAUAAAUAAAGAUUAUGAAGUGGAAAAGAAA
Molecule: messenger RNA, 3454 nt
Organism: Saccoglossus kowalevskii
Lineage: Eukaryota; Metazoa; Hemichordata; Enteropneusta; Harrimaniidae
Product: histidine decarboxylase
Biological process (GO): L-histidine catabolic process; histamine biosynthetic process
Cellular component (GO): cytoplasm
Molecular function (GO): histidine decarboxylase activity; pyridoxal phosphate binding
Source: RefSeq, marked provisional